AUGGAGCCUGAAGCUGUUGAGGAAGAGCCUGAGCAGGUCCCUCGCGUUUGGCCAGAGAUCAGCACCGAGCGUGCUCUACGAUACCAGCGGGAGAUCGACCAGAUCAAGCACAUCUACAAGGAGCCCGUUGAUGAAUUUGACACGACUAUGGUUUCGGAGUAUGCCGAGGACAUCUUCGACUACAUGAACGAACUUGAGGAUGAUGUUUUGCCUAACCCAGAAUACAUGGAAGGCCAGACGGAGAUCAACUGGCAGAUGCGCCAAACACUUGUAGACUGGCUGUUGCAAGUGCACCUUCGCUACCACAUGCUGCCCGAGACGCUCUGGAUCGCGAUCAACAUCGUUGACCGGUUCCUCACCAAGCGUAUCGUCUCGGUGCUCAAGCUGCAGCUCGUUGGUGUCACCGCAAUGUUCGUCGCGGCCAAGUACGAGGAGAUCCUCGCGCCCUCCGUCGAUGAGUUCGUCUACAUGACGGAGAACGGCUACUCACGCGAGGAGAUCCUGAAGGGCGAGCGGAUAGUCCUGCAGACGCUCGAGUUCAAGAUUAGCCAUUAUUGCUCACCGUACAGCUGGAUGCGCAAGAUCAGCAAGGCGGAUGACUACGACAUCCAGACCCGCACACUGAGCAAGUUCCUCACGGAGGUCACCCUGCUCGACUACCGGUUCUUGCGAGUGAAGCCCAGUCUGGUCGCGGCGGUUGGCAUGUACACUGCGAGGAGGAUGUUGGGUGGCGACUGGAACGAUGCCUUCGUCUACCACUCUGGUUUCACGGAGGAGCAUAUUCUACCUGGGCACCGCAUGCUCUUGGAUAAGCUCGUCGAGAACGGGUUCACCACGCAACAUGUCUGCGAGAAGUACUCGCACAAGAAAUUCUUGAAGGCAUCGGUGUACGCUAUCGAUUGGGCCCACAAGCACAUCCACCAAGAGCUCGCCGGGGAGCAGAUGAACCUCGAGGAUUGA
Molecule: messenger RNA, 960 nt
Organism: Fomitopsis serialis
Lineage: Eukaryota; Fungi; Basidiomycota; Agaricomycetes; Polyporales; Fomitopsidaceae
Product: cyclin-like protein
Exons: 3
Coding region: 1-960 (319 amino acids)
Biological process (GO): G2/M transition of mitotic cell cycle; regulation of cyclin-dependent protein serine/threonine kinase activity
Cellular component (GO): cytoplasm; cyclin-dependent protein kinase holoenzyme complex; nucleus
Molecular function (GO): cyclin-dependent protein serine/threonine kinase regulator activity
Source: RefSeq, a predicted model, not a curated record